This is a messenger RNA of Penicillium subrubescens, 1566 nucleotides long. RefSeq names its product MDR family MFS transporter. Gene Ontology annotation, biological process: transmembrane transport. Gene Ontology annotation, molecular function: transmembrane transporter activity. The record is from RefSeq and is a predicted model, not a curated record. The transcript has 2 exons. NCBI's taxonomy places the organism in Eukaryota, Fungi, Ascomycota, Eurotiomycetes, Eurotiales, Aspergillaceae. Bases 1 to 1566 code for a protein of 521 amino acids.
AUGACAGAAACUAUAGAGCCCACGGCUGAAGAAAAGGCCACAUCAAACGAUGUUGAACGGCUCGAUACUCAAGCUUCAGUCUAUCAGCCUCCUCCAAUGGGAGCAUGGCAGCGACGACUUAUUGUUCUCUCACUCUGCUUGUCCCUUUUCCUGGGUGCACUCGAUAUUACCAUCAUCUCGACUGCUCUUCCCAGCAUUGCAGCGCAUCUAAAUGUGACUUCUCGAGAAUAUGCAUGGAUUGGAAGUGGCUAUACCUUGGCUACGACGGCGUCAACUCCAGUCUGGGUCAAGAUUUCCGAUAUCUUUGGCAGGAAGCCGGCUAUUAUGGCUGCGGUUACCAUCUUUAUGGUGGGCAGUCUUGUGGCCGCGUUGGCAAGCUCGAGUGUUUCGCUUCUUGCUGGGAGAGUUACGCAAGGAUUGGGCGGUGGUGGAUCAAUCGUCCUUGUGACUGUUAUCAUUGGUGAUAUAUUCGCCCUCGCCGAUCGUGCGAAAUACUAUGGUAUUACGGGAAUUGCUUUCGCCAUAGCUAGUGCCGUUGGUCCAGUUUUGGGUGGUGCGUUUACCGACGGAAUCGGUUGGAGAUGGUGCUUCUAUAUCAACCUACCAUUUGACGGCAUCGUUCUAGUGCUCCUUUACUUCAAUCUCAACCUCAACAUUGAGAAGGAGUCACUGACUGAUGGGUUGUACAGCAUUGACUGGAUGGGCUUCCUUCUGAUCAUUGGAGGAACGAUUUGCUUCCUCUACGGACUCGAAGCCGGCUCAAGUGGGCUUGUUGCCUGGAGCUCUGCCACGGUCAUUUGUUUAAUCGUUUUCGGUGCCCUCAUCAUGGCCUUAUUCAUGGUCUGGGAGGCCAAGUUUGCCAAAAAUCCACUGAUUCCAUUCCGGAUUUUCCAGAAACGAACAUCCCUUGCCUCAUUCACCGUUGCCUGUCUUCAUUCAUUCGUGUUCAUCUCAUUCGACUUUUUCCUACCCUUAUAUUACCAAGUGGUUCUUGGAUUCAGACCGCUCAUCUCGGGAGUCACUCUAUUCGCCCUGAUCAUUCCCAUGUCAUUUUCGACGUUCUUCGGAGGUUUCUUUGUCAGAAAGACAGGGAAGUACAUUCCUAUGAUAUUCAUCGGAACCAGCUUUUUCACACUGGGCACUGGUCUUUUUAUCGACUUUGGAACCAGCAUCUCCUGGCCUCGGAUCAUCGUCUUUGAAGUUGUUGCAGGCAUGGGAGCCGGUCUAUUGUUCCAAAGUCCUAUGAUUGCGUUACAGAGCCAUCUUCGACAGGCUGAUAUAGCGGCGGCGAUGUCGGCGUUCACCUUCCUACGAAAUCUAUUCACGUCAAUUUCGAUUGUGAUAGGAACAGUUCUGAUUCAACAGACCAUUGGCAGUGGCAGCCUGACGACUGUAAUCGACCACGGCAGUUCAGGCGCUGCGGACAGGAAGCAGUAUGUCUUGGGACUGCGAAAUAUGUGGAUCUUUUAUACUUGUACAGCAUCUGUUACAAUUCUUGCCACUUUCUUCAUCAAGUCGAAGCAAAUGAAGAAAGCGGAAACCCAGGAAGACGGUUUGGACGUUUGA